This is a messenger RNA of Elaeis guineensis (African oil palm), 1630 nucleotides long. Lineage: Eukaryota; Viridiplantae; Streptophyta; Magnoliopsida; Arecales; Arecaceae. The record is from RefSeq and is a predicted model, not a curated record.
CUCGGCCCUCGCCCCGCAGCUCUCCCCCGUCCGCCCAUCCCCUGCGGGGAGCGUUGCAAGCAAAGCAUACACCGAGACUCGUCGCAUAUUUUAAAGAUAAAAAAAUAUACACAAAAUAUAGAAAAGAAAAGCCCUGUAAGAUCCGUUUCCCUCCAAAAUUUGUUGGGGUUGCUUCCUUCUCUCUCAGCUCCUGCGAUGUCUCCUCCCUCUAGGGUUUCGAAUUUCAAAUCUCUUGCCCACGAUUCCGAAAUCUAGAGUUCGGAGAGCUUCGAUUUGUGUAGCGGACCGAAUCUUUCUGGUUCCAGGGGUUGGAUUUUGAUUUCAGUUCGUGGAAAUGGUGCUGAUUUCGGAGAUUACGGACCAUGCACUGAACGAGGAGGACGACGAGGGCCGGAAGGAGAAGGAGAAGGGGCCGAGGGAGGAGCCAGCGCAAGAGGAGCUGAAGGUGGACGAAGAGAAGGGCUCGCCGGAGAGCUCCGCUGCCGCCGGAGAGGUAAAGGAAUCUCCGGCCGAGAGGACGGAGGGGUCGUCGGCGGGGCAGACGCUCUACAAGGAGUGCACCCUCCGGGUGGCCUGCAUCAUGCGGAAUUACCUCCACAUGCGGCAGGCAGGCGUCCCCGUUUCCGGACAGGGGCCGCCGGCUGGGGAGGCGGCGGCGCCGGUGGGGGACCGAUGUAAGGCAAUGAUGGAGGUGGUCGGGAAGGUGCAUGGGAAGUGGACAGUGUCGAAGCUCGUGGUGGAGCACAACCAUGAGCUCUUGCCACACAAGGAUGCCGGUAAAGAUGGUGCAGUGUUGGUGCCGGUCAUGGGCAUGGAGUUUGAGUCCGUGGAGGCUGCAAAGGCUUUAUAUUAUGUGUAUGGUGAGAAGUCCGGGUUUAAGGCUCGGACGGGUUCCAACAGGCGGUCGGCCGGCAGUGGGGCUCUAAUCAUGCAGAGGUUCUUGUGUUGGAGAGGGAAUUAUCUUAUGUACAGAAAGAUCACAGAUACUAAUGCAGGGAAACGGAGGCGGGGACCAUAUAGGAAGAGAACUCGCAGGUUGGAAGAGGAGGCAGCGGCCGCAGCAAAGAAAGAUGGGGAUGUGGUGGAGAUCAUCCAAGUAGAGAGUUCAACAGAGAAGGGAGGGGUGGCAGUUGAUGACCGUGGGGUCGAGGUCCAGAGUGGUCCUCCAGUAAAAGAACAAGCAGUUGCAGAGAAGGAUGUGGGGCAGAAACCACCUACUCCAUCUAUCGGUAUGCCAGCACAGGCAGUGGCAGCUGCUGCUGGGAAGGAUGGUAAGAAGGGGAAAGAUGAUGGGAAGGCAAUCCCAGUAGCCAAUACUGCUGAGUCUCGGCUGCUAAGGGAGCUUGGUGUAAGAGUGUCUCGAUACACUGAAGAAGAAAGGAGAGAUAUAAUUAUCAGAUACAUGAUGAAGCGGACAAAUAGGCAGGGUGUAGAGAGGCCUGUUAAGGUUCCCUCACGACGAGCUUUGGCUGAAAGGCGCCAGCGAGGCAUUGGAGGAAGGUUUCUUGGAAGAGAUGAGUCACAGGUAAUUCUUCUCCUCCAAGGCCUUGAGCUAAGCUUUCACAAUUUUCAUAGCACUCCACUUGACUUUCCUUACAAACAUCUAAGGCCAUGUUUGGAAAUGGAGUAA